CACAGCACACACCGCGCACACCACAAAACACAACGCUUUUCUGCACCAGCGCCACUCUGCACACAGCAGUCGCAUCCCGUACAGCAGACCAUGAAUGCUAUGAAACUAGAUGGCGUACAGUCUCUCCCGCUGGAGUUCAACUCGUAUGCGGAGACAGUGAUUUCGAUGCUGCGGGACAAGAGGAGCUCCGGCCUGACGGACACCAAGUUGCUGAAGCACCUCCAGAACGUGUGCAUCGUGUACGCGUGUUUGGCGGUCAAGCGCAACGCCGGGAUUGUCUCCACACAGGCCAAGCACGCGGCAGUGGCGAAGGGGUACAAGGACAUCGCUGUCCCUGGCUUCUUCAAGUGGCUCAAGGAAAACUUGGAGGCGGAUCAAUACUUCUCGCAGCCGUGGCUCACGUUCGAGGUCAUGGGAAGGACGUCGAUGAGCGGAGGACAACCUGGGGACCAACUACCGUCGGGCAGCCAAGACGAAGACGCCAUCGAGUACCUUCUGCACGGAGUCUACCACAUGGAAUCCGGAACGGGGAACGCAUAAGACCCGAUCGAGUU
Messenger RNA from Ectocarpus sp. CCAP 1310/34, 554 nucleotides. The record is from the annotation of a GenBank genome assembly. Lineage: Eukaryota; Phaeophyceae; Ectocarpales; Ectocarpaceae.